This is a messenger RNA of Camelina sativa (false flax), 373 nucleotides long. RefSeq lists its product as uncharacterized. The record is from RefSeq and is a predicted model, not a curated record. NCBI's taxonomy places the organism in Eukaryota, Viridiplantae, Streptophyta, Magnoliopsida, Brassicales, Brassicaceae.
CUAAACAACAAGCGGAAUCAUGCAAAGAAUGUGGGCGACGAUCAUGUUUACUUUGAUAGUUGUACUAUCAAUAUCUAUACAAACAAAGGGUAACGAACGAAAUGAUACUGUCGGUGCUCCAUCGUCUGCAGUACUAGCACCUCAAUCAGAGGACGGAUUAUUACCUAAUCCUCUGUCUUGUUUGUCUGACGUAAAAACAAUUCCGGAUUGUGUAAAAGCAGUGAAGCACUUCAAACUUAUAACUGUCACAAAGAACUGUUGUGUCAUCCUACUAAAUGUUCCGGAGGAUUGUUUCGGAUAUAUAUUUCCUAUUCCUCUCAUCUAUCGUAUUCUGCUCAAGAUUGCCUGCAAACUAUUAGGUCACAUUCCAUAA